AUGGUUACCUUGGGUGACAAAGAGAAAAUUCGAAAACCAUUUAGAUUUGAGAACAUGUGGACUCGAGAUCUUAACUAUUUUUGGGUAAUCAAAAGGGCAUGGCAAUCAACUUUCCAAGGUGAUCUGAUGAGAAAUUUCAACCAUAAACUCAUUGCAACAAAGAAAAAUCUAGCCAAAUGGAAUCAGCUGCAUUUUCGUUCUAUUCAUGACCAAAUCAGAUUGGCUAAAGCAAAGUUACAAAAGGUAGAAUUGGAUACCCUAAACGAUUUUAAACGAGAGCUUCAGGCUAGGAAAAACUUAAAUGAGGUACUGAAAAGAGAGGAAAUUUUCUGGAAACAGAAAUCAAGGAUAAAAUGGUUAAGAGAAGGGGACAGAAGCACGAAAUUUUUCCAUGCAUCGACCAUUAUAAGAAGACGAAGGAACUAUAUUUCUACUCUGAAAUCGUUUGAAGGCACUUGGACAUAUGGUAGAGAAUCUAUAGACAAACUAUUCUUGGAAGGUUUCAAAAAACAGUUUAUGCCAGCUAGAACAACCUUCCCGAAUGGCCUUGAUGGACUCUUAGAUAGCUCCAUCUCAGAACAACAAAACGAAGCUUUAUGUCUCAUUCUGGAGGCUACCGAGAUUGAAGAGGCCCUAAACCAGAUCAAUUCGGAUAAGGCUUCAGGAUCGGAUGGAUUCCCAGAUUCGUUUUAUAAGCUUCAUUGGGAAAUCAUCAAGACAGAUGUUGUAGCUAUGGUCAAAUGUUUCUUUGAGCAAGCGAGAAUGCCACAUUUUCUUAAUAGAGUGAAUAUAGUCUUGAUUCCCAAAAAGGAAAAUGCAGGGGCCAUCAAUGAUUAUAGAACCAUUGCCCUAUGCAACAUUGCUUACAAAAUAAUCUAA
Molecule: messenger RNA, 879 nt
Organism: Humulus lupulus (European hop)
Lineage: Eukaryota; Viridiplantae; Streptophyta; Magnoliopsida; Rosales; Cannabaceae
Exons: 1
Coding region: 1-879 (292 amino acids)
Source: RefSeq, a predicted model, not a curated record